Messenger RNA from Carlito syrichta (Philippine tarsier), 2076 nucleotides. It is a transcript of the gene VPS33B, whose product is annotated as VPS33B, late endosome and lysosome associated. Gene Ontology annotation, biological process: vesicle-mediated transport; intracellular protein transport. Lineage: Eukaryota; Metazoa; Chordata; Mammalia; Primates; Tarsiidae. The transcript is spliced from 22 exons. The record is from RefSeq and is a predicted model, not a curated record. Bases 58 to 1776 code for a protein of 572 amino acids. Gene Ontology annotation, cellular component: CORVET complex; lysosome.
GCAUACUGUCUCCUUCAGCUUCCUGGAAAAAAGGAUUUGUUCAUUGAGGCAGAUCUCAUGAGCCCUUUGGAUCGAAUUGCCAAUGUCUCCAUUCUGAAGCAACAUGAAGUAGACAAGCUGUACAAGGUGGACAACAAGCCAGCCCUCAGCUCCAAUGAACAAUUGUGCUUCUUGGUCAGACCUCGCAUCAAGAACAUGCGAUACAUUGCCAAUCUCGUCAAUGCUGACAAAGUGGCUGGCCGAACUCGCAGGUACAAAGUGAUCUUCAGCCCUCAGAAGUUUUACGCAUGUGAAAUGGUGCUGGAGGAAGAGGGCAUCUUUGGAGAUGUGAGCUGUGAUGAAUGGGCCUUCUCUUUGCUGCCUCUUGAUGUGGAUCUACUGAGCAUGGAACUACCAGAAUUUUUCAGGGACUACUUUCUGGAAGGAGAUCAGCGCUGGAUCAACACAGUGGCGCAGGCUUUGCACCUCCUUAGUACUCUCUACGGCCCCUUUCCGAAUUGCUAUGGAAUUGGCAGAUGUGCCAAGAUGUCAUAUGAACUGUGGAGAAGACUGGAGGAGGAGGAGGAUGGUGAAACCAAGGGCCGAAGGCCAGAGAUUGGACAUAUCUUUUUCUUGGACAGAGACAUGGACUUUGUGACAGCGCUUUGCUCCCAGGUGGUUUACGAGGGCCUGGUGGAUGACACCUUUCGUAUCAAGUGUGGUAGUGUUGACUUUGGCCCAGAAGUCACAUCUUCUGACAAGAGCUUGAAGGUGCUACUCAAUGCUGAGGACAAGGUGUUUAAUGAGAUUCGGAACGAGCACUUCUCCAAUGUCUUCGGCUUCUUGAGCCAGAAGGCCCGGAACCUGCAGGCCCAGUAUGACCGCCGGAGAGGCAUGGAUAUCAAGCAGAUGAAGAACUUCGUGUCCCAGGAGCUCAAGGGGCUGAAACAAGAGCACCGCCUGCUGAGUCUCCAUAUUGGGGCCUGCGAAUCCAUCAUGAAGAAGAAAACCAAGCAAGACUUCCAGGAGCUCAUCAAGACCGAGCAUGCACUGCUGGAGGGCUUUAACAUCCGAGAGAGUACCAGCUACAUCGAGGAACACAUAGACCGGCAGGUGUCACCCAUAGAAAGCCUUCGCCUCAUGUGCCUUUUGUCCAUCACUGAGAACGGUUUGAUCUCCAAAGAUUACCGAUCUCUAAAAACACAGUAUUUGCAGAGCUAUGGCCCUGAGCACCUGCUGACUUUCUCCAAUCUGCGGCGAGCUGGACUCCUGACGGAGCAGGCCCCUGGGGACACUCUCACAGCUGUGGAGAGUAAAGUGAGCAAGCUGGUGACUGACAAGGCUGCAGGAAAGAUAACUGAUGCCUUCAGCUCUCUGGCCAAGAGGAGCAAUUUUCGUGCCAUCAGCAAAAAACUGAAUUUGAUCCCGCGUGUGGAUGGUGAGUAUGAUCUGAAAGUACCCCGUGACAUGGCUUACGUCUUCAGUGGAGCCUACGUGCCCCUGAGCUGCCGAAUCAUUGAGCAGGUGCUGGAGCGACGAAGCUGGCAGGGCCUUGAUGAGGUGGUGCGGCUGCUCAACUGCAGUGAGUUUGCAUUCACAGACAUGACCAAGGAAGACAAGGCUUCCAGCGAGUCUCUGCGCCUCAUCUUGGUGGUAUUCUUGGGUGGCUGCACAUUCUCUGAGAUCUCAGCCCUCCGGUUCCUGGGCAGAGAGAAAGGAUACAGGUUCAUUUUUCUGACUACAGCAGUCACCAACAGCGCUCGCCUUAUGGAGGCCAUGAGUGAGGUGAAAGCCUGAUGUUUCUAGCUGGUGCAGAAACCUUCUUGGACACUUCCUCAGUGGGAGGCAGGCAUCCAGCACCUGCUACUAACUACGUGUCCACCAGCUACGUACUGAGAGCUGCGAGGAACUGGUGUGGGAUUUAGAGAUCUUGUCUGACGAGAGUUCACGUCCCACCCACGUCCCUUUUCAGUUUAUGAAGUGCAGCCCAUAAUGCUUAGAUCCCAGGGAGGAGGGAUCCUUUGUGGAAUCCUGUUUGAUUCUUUGCGGAAUCCUGUUUGAAUUCACUGUAAAUAAAGCCUCUGCUCUCAAAUGUAA